Molecule: messenger RNA, 912 nt
Organism: Humulus lupulus (European hop)
Lineage: Eukaryota; Viridiplantae; Streptophyta; Magnoliopsida; Rosales; Cannabaceae
Exons: 1
Coding region: 1-912 (303 amino acids)
Source: RefSeq, a predicted model, not a curated record
AUGACAUGCAAUCCAAAUUGGACAGAAAUUACAAAUGAACUAAGUCCAUGCGAGGAGAGUAAAAAUCGACUUGAUUUGGUUGCUCGAGUCUUUCAUGCGAAAUUGGAAGAAUUAAAGGACCAGUUAUUCAAAAGGCAAAUAUUCGAAAAAGUGUCAGCAUAUGUCUAUGUUAUUGAGCAUCAAAAAAGGGGUCUUCCGCAUGCCCACUUUUUAAUUAUCUUACAACAUGAGUGGAAACUCCAUGCACCAGAAUCUUUUGAUGAGAUCGUAUCAGCAGAGAUACCUGAUAAAAAUACAAACAUCCACCUCCAUAAUGUUGUUGUGAAGCACAUGAUGCAUGGACCAUGUGGAGUAUUGAAUCCAUCAAAUGUUUGCAUGAAAGGAAAUCGUGGAUGCAAAAGUAAUUAUCCAAAGAAUUAUGCAUCUGCAACAACUGUUGGAAACGAUUGCUUCCCAAUAUAUAGGCGCUCAAACAAUGGAAUGACUGUGAAGGUCCGAGGAAAAAAUCUAGACAAUCGUUUGGUUGUUCCAUACAACCCGUAUCUCCUUGCAACAUUUGACUCUCACAUUAAUGUAGAGAUUUGUUCUACAAUAAAAGCAGUGAAAUAUCUUGACAAGUACAUUUAUAAAGGUCAUAAUUGUGUCGCUUUCAACUUGGUUUCUGAAACAAACAAUCAACAAGUUGAUGAAAUCCAACAAUUCCAGUCUGCCCGAUGGAUUGCUCCCCUAGAAGCAAUGUGGAGAAUAUAUGGAUUUAUUAUCAAUGAGAUGUCCCCAGCAGUGUAUAGUUUUCAUUUACAUCUGGAGGAUCAACACCCGAUCACUUUCCAAGCAAACGACGAUCUAAUUAACAUCCUCAAUUUAGACCGUUCUAGAAAAACUAUGCUAACACAAUUCUUUGCAUUAAAUUGA